AAUCACGUCAGGCAAAAAAUUAGUUAUCGUCUUAAAUAAAAAAAGAAUAUCUUGUCUAACACGAGGUAAUCGACAUUAAAACGUCCUUGAAGAAGUUGUAAAAUGUGCAGAAAACUCUAAGGUUUGAUAAAAUUAUGGAGUACGACGGAAAAGUCAAAGGGCUAUCGUUUAAAAUCAUUGAAAAAUAUGGGCAGUGAGUUCCAAAAUGGAAGAAAAGAAAAUUAACACUGUGAAAGUUUUUUCUUUACAAAUUUUUAAGAUUUUCCUUCAUCGCUAUAAGUUCAAAGAAUAAAAUUUAAAAAAAAGUGACUAAUAAAAAAAUCAACUACUUUGAAACGGUUCUUAAAAGGAUAAGAAUAAAAAACUAUAAUUAAGAAGAAAAUUGUCAAGAAAAAAUUGACAGAAUUAAACAAAAAACUCAUUAAUUCAAAGCGUUUAGUGUCCAAAUAAUACACUUAGGUAAUUUUGAGGCUUUGAGAUUAGUGAUACAUUUACAAUAAAGAGGUAUAAGCAGAGAGAGAAGGAAAAAAUAACAAAUUGAAAAUAAAUUUUAGUGUAAAUAAAUAAACAUGUCUGCCGAUAUAAAAAUGUCUCCCACACAACAACAACAACAAUCGCAAAAGGUUCAUUUAACGCCGCGUAAGGACUCCGAUGGCGGCUUCUCAACCAAUGGACGUAAUUAUUACGACCUUACAUCACCUUCAAAAGAUCCCCUUGGUUUCGACGAGAAUAAAGCAGCUCAUCCGCACUUACAAAUGGAUAAAUGUGACGAAUUUGAGUUCGAAGUGCCUGAAGAAGCACCAGUAUUUAUUCCAACUGCUGAAGAGUUCAAAAAUCCAUUGCUAUAUAUCCAAAAGAUUCGUCCAUUAGCUGAAAAAUUUGGAAUUUGUAAAAUAAAACCGCCGGCUGAUUGGCAGCCUCCUUUCACCCUAGAUGUGGAAAAAUUGAGAUUUACACCGCGUAUUCAACGUGUAAAUGAGUUAGAGGCCAAGACACGCAUCAAGUUGAAUUUCCUCGACCAAAUUGCAAAGUUUUGGGAGUUGCAAGGAAGUUCACUUAAAAUCCCGAUGGUUGAACGUAAGCAACUUGACUUACACUCCUUACAUAGACUCGUCCAGGAAGAAGGCGGAUUGGAAUUGGUGACGAAAGAAAGAAAAUGGUCAAAAAUUGCUGUUCGUCUCGGAUAUCCAAAUGGAAAGAAUGUCGGAACAAUUUUAAAAGGCCAUUACGAGCGAAUUCUUUAUCCAUUUGAUAUUUACAUGAGUGGAAAAGUUGUUGAUGGAGCGAAUCUUGAAGUUGGAGAAGAAUCAGAUGAUUGCGAUUACAAACCUCAUUGCAUUGUCUCAAGACAAUCAGUGAAACCACCAACAGAAACCACUGCAAGACGCUCAAAAAGAUUCCAAAACAUGGAAGCAAGCACCGACAUUGGAGAAAUGAAUUUAUCAAAAGAUAAACAAGCAGAACUUCGUCGACAAAUGACGUCACCAAGUAAAUCAACACGAGCAUCUGCAAACUCACCAUACAAACAACGACCUGAAUACUUCAACAUGCCAGUUCACAUGGUGCCAACCGAUUUAGUCGAGAAAGAAUUCUGGCGACUUACGCAAUCAAUUGAUGAAGACGUGAGUGUUGAAUAUGGCGCUGAUUUACAUUCAAUGGAACAUGGGUCGGGAUUUCCAAUGAAGAAUUCUGUUCACAUUCUUGGCGAUGAUCAACAGUAUGCCGAUUCACCGUGGAAUCUCAACAACUUACCAGUCGUUGAAGAAUCUGUACUUGGCUACAUCAAUGCUGAUAUUAGUGGAAUGAAAAUUCCGUGGAUGUACGUUGGAAUGUGUUUCGCCACAUUUUGUUGGCAUAAUGAAGAUCAUUGGAGUUAUUCCAUUAAUUAUUUACAUUGGGGUGAGCCUAAAACUUGGUAUGGCGUUCCAGGUUCAUCAGCUGAGAGGUUAGAAAAUUGUAUGAAACGUGCAGCUCCUGAAUUGUUCCAGUCACAACCAGAUUUACUUCAUCAACUUGUCACAAUUUUAAAUCCAAAUAUUCUCAUGAAUGAUGGCGUUCCUGUUUAUCGAACAGAUCAACAUGCUGGUGAAUUUGUUAUCACAUUUCCUCGAGCAUAUCAUGCCGGAUUUAAUCAAGGAUAUAAUUUCGCUGAAGCUGUGAAUUUCUGUCCAGCUGAUUGGGUGAAAUUGGGACGAGAAUGUGUCAAUCACUAUUCGAUCCUGCGACGAUUUUGUGUGUUCUCACAUGAUGAGAUUGUCUGUAAAAUGGCAUUGGAAGCUGAUCGAUUAAAUUUGGGAAUAGCCACAGCUUGUUAUCUCGACAUGGUUGAAAUGAUUGAUACAGAAAAAAAAUUGAGAAAAACGCUUCUUGAAUGGGGAGUGACAAAAGCACAACGUGAAGCUUUUGAACUUUUACAAGAUGAUGAACGACAAUGCGAAUGUUGUAAGACGACUUGUUUCUUGUCCGCUGUUUCUUGCUCCUGUACAUCUGCUUUUGUAUGUUUACGUCAUUACAAUGAACUGUGCAAAUGUCCACCAGAACAACACACACUCAAAUAUCGUUACACUUUAGACGAAUUACCGUUGAUGUUGAAGAAAUUAAAGAUUAAAGCGGAAUCUUUCGAAACGUGGUUAACAAAAGUUCGCAACAUUUUAGAUCCGGCAAUAUCAACAAAAGUUUCAUUCGAAGAACUUCAAGAUCUCGCUUCGGAAGCGAAAGCAAAGAAAUUUCCGAAAAGUCCACUACUUGAACGAUUAAAUUCAGCUGUUAUUGAAGCAGAUAAAUGUAUCACCGUCAUUCAACAACUUGACAUUAAUAAGAUACGAACGAGAAACUCGAACGACAUUGCGUCACGAUAUAAAAUAACGUUGGAAGAGUUGGAUUUGUUUGUUGGAGAAUUAGAUAAUUUAUGUUGUACGAUUGAUGACUUUGUGACGGUUAAAGAGUUACAGCAAAUGGGAUAUGAUUUCGUAAUCACUGUAAAGCGUCUUCUUAAUCAAGAAACAAUCACAACGAAUGAUCCGAAAGAGUUACAGAAAACGAUUCAAGAUGGCAGCACUUUAUGCAUUGAACUUCCGCAAUUGGAUCAAUUAAAAGCUCGUCUUGAACAAGUCAAUUGGUAUCGAAUGAUUAAAAGUUAUCGUGAGAAAACUGAACGUCAUCAAUUAAAUGUUUUAAAGAAACAUUUGAGUGAAGGUUUGAAAGUUCCACCACAUAACAUCAUCGAACGUGAAUUGAAUGACAUUAAAGAAAUGAUAAUUGAGAUGGAAGCGUGGGAGGAUCGAGCACACAAAAUUUUCGAUUCAUCAUCACCGAUUAAAUUGCGUGACAUUGAAGAUUUACUUCGAUAUGGAAAGACUAUUAAAGGCUUUCUCCCGUCGUUUUCAGUGUUGAAAGAAGCGAUGGAUCGUGCAAAGGAAAUUCUCGAACAGAUUGAAGCAUUACAGUCAAAUGAGAAUUAUCCAUAUGUAGAUUCACUAGAAUACAUUAUCAACAAUGCAAAGUCAUUGCCAUUUCAACUUGAGCCAAUUCAAACGAUGGAGAAACAUGUCAAUGAAGCGAAUGCUUGGAAGGACAAAGCUUGUCAAACGUUCCUCAAGAAAAACUCCAAAUAUUCUUUACUUGAGGCUUUAACACCGAAAUAUGAGUCUGAUUUAACAUUCGCUGUUGUUCCGAAAGCAAUGUCACCACCAAAUUAUCGAGGUGGAAGUGACGAUUGCGAAUCAGCAUCGCCAAGUUCAACAGCAUCAUCGUCGUCGACAAUCUCAGCUAACAGUUCAAAUGGCUCAAGCGAUACCAGUUACCUUGAUGAUUUAGGACCUGCUGUUGUUGUUGCUACGUUCAAGAAGGCCGAAAAGAAUGAGAUUUGUCGAAUUAUGGAGAUACGUCGAAUAAAUUCUGAGAAGAAUCCGGAACGUGAUCAAUAUUGUUUAUGUAAAGGUCGUUUUAUGGGUUACAUGUAUCAUUGUCAGCUUUGUCUUGAUUGGUUCCAUGGAUCGUGUGUGCCACCAAUGUCGAAAAAUUAUGAACCCAAACAAGAGCCACUCGACCUGAAAAGCAAAUAUUUGUGUCCAAUUUGUAUGAGAACAAAACGACCCAAAUUGGAUAACAUUUUGUCACUGCUUGUGGCACUUCAACAGAUACCUUUACGUGUGCCAGAAGGUGAAAUUGUUCAAUGUGUCGCUGAACGUGCAAUGCAUUGGCAAGAUCGUGUUCGUCAAGCACUGAAGCAGAAAGAUGUUGAAAUGGCACUUUUGGAGUUUUCAAUGCAUCAAAAGAAAGAUGGAACAAUUAAAGAUCCAAGUCAAGAACGGAAGCUUAAAAGAUCAAAGAAUAAAAUUAAAGAUCCUGAAUCAUCAGCACAGUUAACACCAAGUUCAUCAGACGCUGGCUCAGAUACUGGAAAUGCAAGUGACAAUGAUGAGUUGAAGUUGUUAAAUCCUGAACAUCCUUACAUGAACAACGAUAAAUCAUUUGGCUCAUUCCCUUCACCUGCAAUUCAACUCAGCAAAGUCACUCAACAUCUUCUUGAAGAGUUGAUGAUGGAAGGAGACUUACUUGAAGUGACACUUGAUGAAACUGUUUAUCUUUGGCGUUUAUUGAAUGCAUCAAAGAACUACAGCAAUGAGCUUGAUGUGAUUCGUAAGAAGUUUAAUAUUCCGCUUGAAAUGCCAACAAGAAUUUACAGUGAAGAAAGUAUAAAGAAACGUAAAAUUCUAAGUGCUGAUGAAAAGCCACCGAGAAAGUACACAAAAUCAAUAAAAAAAGAGAUUAAAAUCGAGCCAAUGGAACUAUCUGAUGGUGACAUUGAUGAUGAUGAUGUCAUGGAUAUUGAGGAAGCGGAUGGGACAUUGCCGAAAAAAGGAAAAUUAAUUGUCAAGCAGAAGCGUGUGAUGAAAACCAAAAAAAUUAAAAAACUACCGAAGAAUGAUGGCGGCAUUAAAGUUAAGCCGAAACGAAAGAAGAAACCACAACAACAGCAGCAACAAAACCAACAGCCAUCAUUACUUCCUAUUUCAACAGCAACAAUUGAAACUUCAACACCGUUAAAAGCUUCAAAUCCUGCAGAUCUUUCGAAACCCCUCAAGAAAAUAACGAAAACAAAAGAGAAGAAAGUUAAACAAAAGUCACAAAAACCUUCAAAGAAAGGUGAAAAAGAUGGCACAAAGCCAAAUGGAAGUGACUCCGAGUCAUCGCCUGAAGAGUCUGAUGCAUAUGAAACUUGUGGUGUUACUAACUGUCAGCGUCCAUCAGAAUCUGUUCAAGAUUGGAUUCUUUGCGAUGGCGGCUGUGAAGUUUGGUAUCAUAUGGACACGAGAAUGGAGAAUCACGGAUAUGUAAACGAUAGUUUUGAUACAUUGAAGACAUUGCACAUAAAGGAGAAAAGUUUGUUGGGCGACCUUCGACUUGCUUACCAUAACAAAAACCUGAAACUUUUUCUUAAACUUUUUCAUCGAACUGGUUAUAAGAAUAACUAUGAAGUUGAUGAUGAAAAUAUUUCAAACAAAUUUGCUAAUGCCAUUGGUUGGCGUAAAUUUAAGACGUCGCGCAAUCUUCUUUUUGAACGCGACGACGAUGAAAAUCUUUUUGAAGAAAUUCUGCGAACGCCUGGGGUUGGAAAUUCAAAGUACAUCAACCUAAUUUGGACGGAAUGUGAGUUGUGGCGGAAGCGCGAUAUUUUGAUUACAGCAAACUCAAAAGGAAAACAAGCGAUUGAUUACAUUAUUGAAUCGAACGACGAUGAAAAUCUUUUUGCGUUUCUUGUCUUUGACUUCAACGAUGAAUCGGAAACCGUCGCAAAAUCAAGUAAAAAUUAUUUCCUUAAGUUGAAGAACGAGCAAUACACGAAAAAAACUGGUGAAUCGCUAUUUCAAAAAUUUUAUUCAAUCAUUGACGAAGAAUGUGAAGAUAUUUGUCUCGAUAUCAUGGAGAAGUUAUUGAAAGAAAUGAAACAAAUUAUUGACAUCAAAGGCGAGACAGACAUCGAUGCAGUGUUAGGGAUGAAGAACGAAAUUUACAAAUAUAAAAUUUUAAAACUUCUUAUGACCUAUUGGAAAAUUUAUUCAAAAGAAUACAAUCAUUAUAAAACGAUUCUGUCGGAUAUGUCGCCUUAUUAUAAACUCAUCUUAGCUAUUAAAGAACGUCACGAAUAUGAGUUUGAAGAACUUUUCCCAAAAUAUCUUGAAAAGAUGAAGGAGAAACACGGCGAUUGCUAUGAAAUUAAAGUGAGAAAAGAUUGCAAUUCUUUACUUGAAUUUGCUUUAGCAAACAGUCAAAAAAGAGCGAUGAACAUCAUCAUCAAUUGUCCACUGAUUGAUCCCAAUAAAGUGUCGAUUAAAUGCGAUGACUCGGCAUUUGACAGUCAAAAUGCGCAUUACAUCAUGUCGAAAUUACUUGAGAAAGGUUAUUACUUAGGCAAUGAAGAUGAGAAUCGCGUGCCAAGCGAUUGGAUAAGCGCUCAAGUAUUUGAAGACUUUUUAGACUCAAGAGUUACUGAAGAUGGAAUUCACGGAUGCCAAAUCGAUUACAACUUUUUGAUCGAUCCAGAAGUUCGUGAAAUCCAAAUGAAAUCUGAUCAUGACGACAAUGGAAAGCUUUUAUUUAUUCGUGGAAUGAAAUCAUUGGAGAGCAUCUUAAAUAAUGAAAGGUUGAAGACUCACAUCACGCAUCCUGUUCUUUCAACGUUUAUAAAUUUGAAGUCGCGGAAAUUCCGAACAAUUUUCAACAUGAACUUUUAUAUUUUCAUUUUCUUCUUUAUGGUUCCGUUCUUCUUGCUUGUUACUUUAAUUCCAUUUAAUAAAUUCUACAGUGACCUCUUUAAGACUUAUGGUGAACUUACGAUGGUUAAAAAGAAGAAAAUUUACAAAAUUUUCGGUCUGACACUUGCACAAUUUUUGAGUCUUCCUUAUCGCGCUUGUCUUUUGGCGACAAUUUAUUUAACAUGUCGUGAAGGCUUUCAAAUGUUUGCCAUAAGCGAUAGUUUCAAAGAUUAUUUCAAAAAGAAAAGUAAUCAAUUUGAAAUUGUUAUUAUUGCAUUAUCUUGGACAUUACUUUAUGCUUACACGAAUCUGUCAUUAGCGCAGAUUAAAACUUACAUGUCGAUUCCAUCAGCUUUUAUAAUAAUUUUUGCUACUGUUGAACUUCUCAGCAUUCUUCCAUAUCCAUCAAUGUCAAUUUACAUGUUCAUGCUGAAACAAGUCACAAACACUUUCAUCAAGUUUUUAACUAUUUUCGUUCUCGUAAUAAUUGCAUUCACAUUCAGCUUUUGUGUUGUUCUGAAGCCGCCAACAUCAUCAGGUCCAUCACCAUGGAAACAAUUAAGAAAAGAUUGGAAUAAUUACACAAUGACGUCAAAUGAAACCGUACCGUUUGCAGAGUUUAAAGAACCGGCUAUAAUGUUCGUGAAUACUUUGGAAGAAGCACUUGAAGACAACAGCACGAUCUUCAGAAACUUCGACAAUCCUUUUACUUCUUUCUUGAAGACACUUCAGAUGUUGAGCGGGGAAUAUUCAAUCGAUCCUUACACUUUGGACUCAGUCUCGAAGCAACUUCUGUUCUUAGUCUUUGUAUUGACAUCAUUUAUACUUUUCAAUUUAAUUAAUGGCUUAGCAAUCAGUGACAUUGCUUUGCUUAAAGUUCAUGCAGAAUUUUUAAACUUAAAGCAACAGAUAAGAAGUGCAGCUGAAAGCGAAGGAGUUGUGAGUGACAUUUAUUGGAAAGCGAGUGGAAAGCUCAAGAAUAACAAAGACGACGACUUUGAAGCUAAGAAUAAUCAGAAACAAAAUUUACGAGGAUGGCGACGUUUAACGACUUACCUGAUUUCAUUGCUUGUUAGGAAGUAUCCAUAUCUUCAUAAAAUGGAUAAUUUGUGUAUAGAUUUCAAGCAGAAAACAGUAAAGUACGAGCAAGAUCAAAAACGCUUUCACAUUCUGCGCACACGAUCGGGAGUUGCUGGUUCAUAUAUUUUAGACGAAGAAACUUUAAAGAAACUCAGCGAAAUUGUUGCAAAGCGACAUCUUCAAGAACAAAGUGUUAACGAAAAGGUCGAAUCACUUGAGACUGAAGUUAAAAAGCUCAAGUUGAGUAUCAGAAGCCAGCAUGAAGAACUUAAAAUGAUGAUUCAGGGAAUUAUUAGUCAGAAAUCUUAAGAAUUUAUUUUAUUUUUAGAAACGGCAGUCAAUGCCUUAUUGCAGAGUUUCACAAACUUUAUAAAAGUUUGGAUCGAUGUAAAAGUUAACUUGAGAAGCACUGGUUAAGUGAAGCUAUAACGGUGUUGGGC
This is a messenger RNA of Clunio marinus, 8278 nucleotides long. Lineage: Eukaryota; Metazoa; Arthropoda; Insecta; Diptera; Chironomidae. The record is from the annotation of a GenBank genome assembly.